AUGGCUAUAUCUCCUAGUGACUCUACUAUGAAGAUGGAUCCCAAACAAGUCCAGCAACCCGAUUGGGAUAUUGAGCAACGGGAACCCGAGAAAAAGCGCUCAGGUGUGCUCAAUGUAGUGAUUUCCGGGUUGGCCUUGUUCAGUGAUGGAUACAACGCUCAAAUCAUUGGCUAUAUGGAGCCUUUAUUCUCAGUACUCUACAUGGAUGGAAUGUCUUCAACUAUAAAGUCGCGGCUGUCAAACUCAUAUCUCAUCGGCGAGAUAUUUGGCAUGCUAUUCUUUGGGGUCCUAAUUGACCGCAUUGGUCGUCGGACUGGUAUUGUCGCCGCAACGGCGUUUCUUAUUAUCGGAGUGGUGUUGGCAACGGCCUCUCAUGGAAAAUCGCAGCUAGGAAUGUUUUGGAUGAUGAUCGUUGCAAGAGGCAUUGCAGGAUUUGGCGCUGGGGGGGAAUAUCCUGUCUGUGCCACCAGUGCCACCGAGGCAGCCGACGAGACAGUCCAUCUCCGGAAGCGACGUGGUUUCUUGGUUGCACUAACCACCGAUUUUGCUAUAGAUCUGGGCUUUGUUGCAGCUGGUUUGGUUGCUCUUAUUGUUCUUGCAUGUUACAGCCAACAAAACUCUGAAGGGGUCUGGCGCAUUACAUUCGGUUUGGGUAUUGUGUUGCCACUAUCCAUCUGCUUCUUCCGCGUUCGGAUGGUCAACUCUACCCAAUACAGAAAGCAUGCUAUCAAGUCGCAGUAUCCCUAUGGUUUAGUGCUACGUCGCUACUGGAAACCAAUGCUUGGAACAUCUUUGGCUUGGUUCUGCUACGACUUCGUCACAUAUCCAUUUGGCCUGUUCUCAUCCACCAUAAUUGAGCAGCUGAGCCCACACAACUCCUCAGUUCAGAAUAUUGGAUAUGGGAACUUCCAGACUGUUAUCAAUUGCUUUUAUCUUCCAGGAUGCUUGCUUGGUGGUAUACUGAUGGAUCGAAUUGGGCGUAAACAGACCAUGACCCUAGGUUUCCUGAUUUGGGCUAUAUGGGGGUUUAUUCUGGGGGCUGCGCUUCACCCUAUUCAAAGUGUCUUUCCACUUUUUGUCGUCAUGUAUGGCAUUUUCCAAGCACUCGGAGAGAUGGGGCCUGGGGUCUCAACAUUCCUCUGUGCUUCGGAGUCAUUCCCAACACCUCUCCGUGGCCAUUUCCUCGGAUUUGCAGCCGCUGUUGGCAAAGCUGGGGCAUCGAUUGGGACAGAAGUCUUCACCCCGAUCCAGAACUCCUUCGAUACCACCGCCAAAGGUCAGCAGGCUGUUUUCCUAAUCGGUUCUGCCUUUACAGUGGUAGGUGGUUUGGUUGCCUGGUUCCUCAUCCCAGAUAUGUCUCGAGAGCUAGAGACAGAGGAUGCCAAGUUCAAAGCAUACUUGGAAGAACAAGGUUAUGAUGUGAGUUUGUAUGGUGAGGCACUGGUUGUCAACGCCCGCGGUUUGAUUUAA
Messenger RNA from Penicillium griseofulvum, 1470 nucleotides. Its product is annotated as Major facilitator superfamily domain, general substrate transporter. Lineage: Eukaryota; Fungi; Ascomycota; Eurotiomycetes; Eurotiales; Aspergillaceae. The transcript is spliced from 8 exons. Gene Ontology annotation, biological process: carboxylic acid transport; transmembrane transport. Gene Ontology annotation, cellular component: plasma membrane. Bases 1 to 1470 code for a protein of 489 amino acids. The record is from RefSeq and is a predicted model, not a curated record. Gene Ontology annotation, molecular function: carboxylic acid transmembrane transporter activity.